AUGACGAAUCUCCUUGCGGACAAGUACGACUUCCUCGGCAGCAGGGUCAUGACCUGGUGCCGAGACAUGAAGGAGCAGCACUGCUACGUGGCGCCGCCGUCCCCGUACGGCGUGCGCAGCGUGCGCGACCGGCUGGCCUCAGGCGACGACCUGAAGGUCCAGCCCAUCGAGGUCCGGUCCCCGCCCCCCUGCUCCGGCGACGUGGAGCUGGGCGAGGAGCGCGUCCUCGUGCCCGAGGCGCUCUUCGGCCUGCGCGGCGGCGGCGGCCUGCCGCAGCUGGUCCUCGAGUGCGCCGCCCGCACGCUGCGCAGCAAGCUCUGCGAGGAGGAGGAUGUUCGGACUUUGCUGCAGCAGAUUGUCCUCGUCGGUGGCGCGGCCGACUUCCCCAACAUCCGCACGAGGGUCCAGCACGAGGUGCGGGCCCUGCUGCGCGAGGGCGCCGCGCCGGACCUGCUGGCCGCGCUGCGGUCGCCCGAGGAGGUGUUCGUUCUGAACCCGCCGCUGGGCAAAAAGGCACCCCUGGCCUCGCCGCGGUUCGUGCCCCUCAUUGGUGGUUGCGUGCGUGCUGCCAGCUCGCUGAGCUUCGACGACUGGCACAGCGGCGAAGGCGUGGCGCUGCAGAUCCAGCCGCGUGGCGUCUUGUGCAGGGGGUCCGACGAGCACAACUUGCCUGCGCUCAUCCGCCGCCGCCUGUUCUCGCAGCUGCGCAGCGGCCCCGCGGUGUUCCGCACUGGCGGGGGCGCCGGCGAGGACGACGCGUGGCAGCUCUUCGGCUCCGACGUCUCGGACAGCGACGAGGACCUGGAGGAAGACGAUGAUCCAGUUAGGCCUGAGGAUGUGGAGAUGGAGGACUGCGGCGAGUCCCAGGAAGACGAGGAAGAGGAUGCGGACGAGAUGGACGGCGGCGCCAGCGCUGACGCGCGAGGAGCGCACCGAUAG
Messenger RNA from Prorocentrum cordatum, 939 nucleotides. NCBI's taxonomy places the organism in Eukaryota, Dinophyceae, Prorocentrales, Prorocentraceae. The record is from the annotation of a GenBank genome assembly.